UGGCUUGUUGACGCGUCUGCCUUACAACAUCAGAAGCAAUGAGAUCCUCCUCUACCGGAAAGGGAAAGAGGCAGUGGUCCAGACUGACUUCCACCUGACUGUCACCUUCGACUGGCAAAAUCGGGUCACUGUGACUGUGCCCAGCACUUAUGCCAAUGCCCUUUGUGGUCUCUGUGGGAACUUCAAUGGCAACAAACUUGAUGAGAUGACCAUGAAAGAUGGGAAAGUGGCUCUGAGUCCAUCCUCCUUUGGUGAGAGCUGGAAAAUGCAGGAGGUACCAGGCUGCACUGAGAUGGACAAAGAAGAAUGUCUGGGCUGUCAGCCAUUGAGAGCCACCAACGCCACCUUGGGAGGGAAUGCGGGCUCAUCCUAGCCAAGAGGGGCCCUUUUCAACGGUGUCACAGCACAAUUGAACCUGAGGAAUACUUCCAGGAUUGUGUCUAUGAUUCUUGCUUUUUUGAAGGCCAAGAAGCUGUGAUUUGCCAAGCCAUCGCCAACUAUGCAGAAGCCUGUCAGGCAGCUGGCGCAAGCCUUGAGGCAUGGAGAACCAAAACCUUCUGCAGUCUGCCUUGUGCGGCAAAUAGCCACUAUGAACUCUGUGCCCAGGACUGUACCCAGGCUACCUGUGGCAGCAUCUCUGUCCCUGUCCCUUGUUCAUCCAAAUGCCAAGAAGGUUGUGUGUGCAAUGAAGGCUUUGUGCUGAGUGGAGAUCAGUGUGUCCCUGUGUCCCAAUGUGGUUGCUUCUAUGAGGAUCGCUAUUACUUGGCAGAAGAAACAUUCUACCCAACAUGCCAGAAGCGUUGCGUAUGCCAGCCUGGAGGGACUUUGAAGUGUGAAGCUGUCUCCUGUGGUCCCAAUGAAGAAUGCAGGCUGCUUGAUGGCAUCCGGAAAUGCCACUCAAUUGGCAAUGCUACCUGCUCGGUUUUUGGCAUCCCUCACUAUGUUUCCUUUGAUGGACUAUACUAUCAUUUCCAAGGCACGUGCACAUAUACCUUGGCUAAAACUAAUACGGAAAAUGGGAAACUGCCUCAUUUCACUGUGAAUGUGGAGAAUGAGGUUUAUGGUGAUGGGAAGAGCUCGGAUACCAAGGCAAUCUCUCUCAUGGUGUAUGGACUUACAGUGACAUUAGUGCAGAACAAACCAGGACAAGUGAAGGUGAAUGGUGUUUUCCAACCACUUCCCAUGACCCUUUCUGUUUCCGGAGGACAGCUUAGAGCCUACCAGCAUGGCCUGAAAUUAUUGAUACAAACAGAUUUUGGCCUCAUUGUGGGUUAUGACUUGAUUUACCACAUGAUAGUCACUGUCCCGGGCAUAUACCGAGGUGAAAUGCAAGGCCUAUGUGGGAACUACAAUGGAGUGAAGAAUGAUGAGUUUCUACUCCCUGACAGCAGGACAACCUCUGACGUAGCUACAUUUGGGGCUGCCUGGAAAGUUCUGAUUCCUGGGAGAGAAACAUCCUGUUCGGAUGGAUGCACUGGGAGUAGCUGCCUGGUCUGCGAGGAGAGGAAGAAGGACAUGUUCAAGCAGCGCAACUACUGUGGGAUCCUCAAUGCAUCCAAUGGCCCCUUCAAAGCUUGCCACAGCCAAGUGGACCCCAGUGUGUACUUCAACACCUGUGUUUAUGAUGUGUGUCUGGCCAAUGGGGACAGCUCCGCAUUGUGCCAGAGCAUCCAGAGCUAUGUGUCUGCCUGCCAAGGGUCCGGAGCUUCUGUCCAGCCUUGGAGAACUCCAUCCUUUUGCCCUCUCAGUUGUCCAGCCAACAGUCACUAUGAGGUUUGUGCAAAUCUCUGCUCCACCAGCUGUACCAAGAUUACUGACACCAGAGCAUGUCCAGAGGGCUGUGCAGAGGGCUGCCAGUGUAACAACGGCUACUUUUUUGAUGGUCAUGGCUGUGUUCCUGUAGAAAGUUGUGGAUGCUUCAAGAAUGGACGCUAUUACAAGCCCAAUGAGCAGGUUCUUCUGAACAGAUGCCAGGAGCGCUGCCGCUGUCUCCCAGGCCAGGAAUUAACCUGUGAGGCUCACAGCUGUCCCACUGAUGAAACCUGUGAAAUCCAGAAUGGAGUCAUGGCUUGCGUUGAGAAAGAUGACCCAGUUGCUUCAUGCAGCUUGAUCAAAUGUGGGAAGGAUGAAACGUGCGAGAUCAUAGAGAGACACCCAGUAUGUGUGCCAAAAUCUGAAUCUACCUGCUGGGCACAAGGAUAUCACCAUUAUCACACAUUUGAUGGGAGGACCUUUGACUUCAUGGGCACUUGUACCUACACUGUCGCCAAGACAUGCAGCUUGGAUGCAGCUCUCCCUUCUUUCAAGAUUGAGGCCAAGAAUGAAAACAGGGGCAAUCCUCGUGUUUCUUAUGCUGGUUAUGUGACCAUCACAGUCUACAACAUCACCAUCUCUGUCUCCAGAAAUGAGAUUGGAUUUGUGAGGGUGGAGAACCAACUGUCCCACCUGCCUAUUUCCUUGAACGAAGGGAAGCUCCGUCUCUACCAGAAUGGGGAUUCAGUUUGUAUUGAGACUGAAUUCUCCCUGAAAGUCUCCUAUGACUGGGGUAACUUUUUGCAGAUCAAAAUCCACAAGAGAUUUUCAGAUCGUGUGUGCGGCCUUUGUGGGAACUACAACAAUGACCCCAGAGAUGAUUUCACCACCCCCAGUGGAACUUUGGCCUCCAGUCCCGUGGAAUUUGGGAGCAGCUGGAAGGUGGAGGACGAGGACAGAUUCUGCUGGGAUGACUGUCCACCAGAGGGUUGCAAAAGCUGCUCCUUCGCACUGGCCAAAAAAUAUAAAGCGGAACCCUUCUGUGGCUGGAUCACCAAAGGAGGGAAUGGCCCAUUCAGCCAAUGCCAUUCUGAGAUCAGCCCUGAAAUCUUUCUGGAAAACUGUGUCUAUGAUGUAUGUUUGAGUGACGGGCUGAAGGAAGUGCUUUGUGAAUCCCUGAAGAAUUAUGCAGAAACUUGCCAGAAAGAAGGAAUUGCUGUUUCUGACUGGAGAACACCCACUGGAUGCUUGUCCUUAAUUUGCCCCGCAAACAGCCAAUACAAGGCCUGUGGACCUGCGUGUCCCAUUACCUGCAACAACGAAGCUCUUCCCAGCAGCUGUGCCUCAUUGCCUUGCAUUGAGACCUGCCAGUGCAAUGAAGGCUUUGUGUGGGGCGCUGGGAAAUGCAUUCCCAAGAGUGACUGUGGCUGUCUCUUUGAAGGAAAGCUCUUUUCUCCAGGAGAGCAAUUCUGGGGAGAUUCCAGCUGCACAAGUCGCUGCACCUGUGACCCAGGGACCAAGCGUGUGAUCUGCAAGACGAGAGGCUGUAGGAGCGGAGAGCACUGUAGGGUGGAAGGUGGCAUCCAGAAUUGCUAUCCCACCAGUUACGCCACCUGUUCUGCUUCAAGGGGCACUCAUUACAGUAGCUUUGAUGGUCAGAAGUUUGACUUCCAGGGCACUUGUAUAUAUCAGUUGACAGGGCUUUGUGAGAAGCGAAAAGAUUUGGUGGAUUUCCAGGUUCGUGUCCAAAACGACCAUUCUGUCAGCCAUUCUGUCAUCUUCCCAAAGAUGGCAGAGGUCAGGGUGGAAGGAACAGUGAUUGUGAUAAGUAGAGAACACCCUGGAAAAGUCAUGGUGAAUGGCUUUUUAAUCAACCUGCCUUACAGAACUAGGAACAAGAAGAUCCUCCUCUAUAGGAGAGGGCAAGAGACAGUGGUCCAGACUGACUUCCACCUAACUGUCACCUUUGACGGACAAAACUGGAUCACUGUAACUACGCCUAGUACUUAUGCUGGUACCCUUUGUGGUCUCUGUGGGAACUUCAAUGGCAACAAACUUGACGAGAUGACCAUGACAGAUGGGAAAGUGUCUCUGAGUCCAUCUACCUUUAGUGAGAGCUGGAUAGUGCAGGGGACACCAGGCUGUACCGAGGUGGUGAAAGAAGAAUGCCCUGGACUGUCAGUCCUAAGGAGCCGUCAGCGGCGUCUUGGAAGGGACUGUGGACUCAUUCUAUCCAAGAGAGGCCCUUUCCAAAUGUGUCAUACCAGAAUUAAUCCAGAGGAAUACUUUGAAGAUUGUGUGUAUGAUUCCUGCAUCUUCAAAAGCCAGCAAGCUUUUAUCUGCCAGGCCAUCAGGAACUAUGCAGCAGCCUGUCAGGCAGCUGGGGCAACCCUUGGACCUUGGAGAUCCGAUACCUUCUGCAAUCUGCCUUGUGCUGCAAAUAGCCACUAUGAACUCUGUGCUCAGGGCUGUACCCAGACUUCCUGUGGCAGCAUCUCUGUCCCUUGUUCAUCCAAAUGCCAAGAAGGCUGUGUGUGCGAUGAAGGCUUUGUGCAUAGUGGCGAUCAGUGUGUUCCCAUAUCCCAAUGUGGCUGCCUUUAUGAGGAUCGCUAUUACUUGGAAGAAGAAACGUUCUACCCAACAUGUGAGAAGCGUUGUAUAUGUCAGCCUGGAGGGACUGUGAAGUGUGAAGCUAACUCCUGUGGUCCUGAUGAAGAAUGCAGGCUGCUUGAUGGUGUUCAGAAAUGUCACUCAAUUGGCAGCUCUACCUGCUCAGUUUUUGGCACCACUCACUAUGUUUCCUUUGAUGGGCUGUACUUUAAUUUCCAAGGCUCAUGUACAUACACCUUGGCUGCAAGUAGCACUGAAAAUGAGGGACUGAUUCCAUUCACAGUCAGUGUGGACAAUGAGGUUUAUGGUGAUGGGAAGAGCUCCGAUACCAAGGCAAUCUCUCUCAUGGUGUAUGGUCUUACAGUGACAUUAGUGCAAAACAAACCAGGACAAGUGAAGGUGGGUGAAGUCCUCCAACCACUUCCUGUGACCCUUUCUGAAGGAAGGCUAAAAGCCUAUCAGCAUGGCAUGAAAGUAUUGAUAGAAGCUGACUUUGGCCUCACUGUGGGCUAUGACUUAGUCUACCACAUGACAGUCACCAUCCCAGGCACCUACCGAGGACAGGUGCAAGGCCUUUGCGGGAACUACAAUGGGCUGAAGGAUGACGAAUUCCUCCUCCCCAAUGGAAUGGUAAUCUCUAAUGCAACUGCAUUUGGGGCUUCCUGGAAGGUUCUUAUUCCCAAGGCAGAAAGCUCCUGCUCACAUGGAUGUUCUGGGAGUAGCUGCCCAGUCUGUGAGGAAAGGAAGAAGGAUAUUUUCAAGCAGCGCAACUACUGUGGGAUUGUCAUUGCACUUGAUGGCCCCUUCAAAGCCUGCCACAGCAAGGUGGACCCCAGCGUGUAUUUCAAUAAUUGUAUCUAUGAUUUGUGCCUGAGCAAUGGAGACAGCCAAGUUUUGUGCCGAAACAUCCAAAGUUAUAUGUCUGCCUGCCAAGAAGCCAGGGUCUCUGUUGUGCGUUGGAGAAGUCCAUCCUUUUGUGCUCUUAGCUGUCCCUCCAACAGUCACUAUGAGGUUUGUGCUGACCUCUGCUCUACCAGUUGUGCUAAGAUUGCCAACCCAAAAGGGUGUCCAGAGAGCUGCGCAGAAGGCUGCCAGUGCAAUGAUGGCUAUUUCUUUGAUGGUGUUGCCUGUGUUCCUGAGGAAAGCUGUGGGUGUUUCAAGAAUGGACGAUACUAUAAGCCUAAUGAACAAGUUCUACUAAAUGGGUGCCAGGAGCAUUGCCAUUGUACCCCUGGUCGGGGGGUGACCUGUGAAACACACAGUUGUGCCAGUGAUGAAAUCUGUGAGAUCCGAGAUGGCACAAUGGCUUGCUUUGGCUCUUGUGCAUCGAGUUCUAAGGGAAAGGAAUUUGUCACAGCAUUCCUUCACAACUGGCAACCUGUACCAAACACUAGGUUUGUGUUGCUUAUAACUGGACAUCAUCCUGCAACCUCAGUCACAGUAACCGUGAAAAUUCCUGCUUAUCACACAACUAUUGAAGUUAACGAAGGACAGAUGGUGUCAGUGGAACUCCCUACCUCUGUAGAGAUGAUCGGAACAGACAUCUUCGAUGCAACUGUGCUGAUACGUUCUAACAAAGACGUCUCCGUUUUCUCCCUCAGUUACAAGCCCUAUUCUCCUGGCGCCACUGUAGUGUAUCCAGUCCAACAGCUUGGCACAUUGCAUUAUAUCAUAACCCCACCAGGAACUGUAUCAGAAACAUUCAAGGAAUUUGCUGUUGUAGCCCAUCAAAACCCGACUAGAGUUGAGAUUGAUCUGACAGGACCUGUGACAUUCAACGGAAAGGUCUAUGGUGCAGGAACCAGACUUUCUGCUAACCUGGAAGCUUUUCAAACACUCCAGAUCCAAAGUGCAGAUGAUUUAUCUGGCACCAGAGUAGAAUCCACAGAGCCUGUGGCUAUCUUGAGUGGACACAGCUCUGCGGUGCAACACACGGUGUAUGAUCAUGUUGUUGAACAGCUCUUGCCUGUUUCUAGUUGGAGAACCACCUUCAUUGUCCCUCCAUUGUCCUUGCAGAAAACAUUUGACAUUGUGUAUGUGAUUGCCUCCAAAGCUACUUUGAUCAAAUACCAGUCUGGGUCCAAAACUGAUACCCGGAACGUGGAAGCAGGGGAAGUUGUCCAAUUUCAAGUGCAGAGCCCUGAACCAUUAUAUUUUUCUGCUGAUGCUGGAAUCCAGGUUGUCUUUUUUUUCACAGGAGCCACAAAUGAAGGUCUGGCGAUUGACCCAUUCCUUAUAAAUUUCCCAGCUUUAACAAGCUACUGUAACUCAUACUACAUUGAUGGAAUGAGUCAGUUUGAUAGUUAUGCUGUCAUCGUAGCCAAAGCCUCAGAAAUCAGUGGAAUCAAAUUAGGGAAGGAGCCCUUAGGAAACAUCCAGUGGAGACCAGUCCCAGGAACAGAAUAUUCUUGGGCUGAAUACAGUCUGAAAAAAGAGGAUCAGGCUGUUACAAUGGAGCAUCCUAGCUCUCCUUUUGGGCUCUUCAUCUUUGGAGACUCACAAGUUGAAGGUUACGGCUCUGUGGCUCUCUGCUCUUGUGAUGCAAUUCCUGUCCCAAUCCCCUUAUCCUGCCCUGAGAACAGCCACUACGAGGCCUGUGGAACUGCUUGCCCUGCAACCUGUUCUGACCGCACGGCUCCCCUGACAUGCGAUGAUACCUGUGUUCCCACCUGCCAAUGUAACAAGGACUACAUUCUUAGUGCUGGCGACUGUGUCCCAGUGGAGACCUGCAAUUGCACUUAUAAAGGUGCAACUUACAAGGCAAAGGAGGAGUUCUGGGAUGAUGAAGACUGUCAUACUCUCUGCAAGUGUGACCCCACAUUAGGCAAGGUUGUGUGUCAAGAAGAUUCUUGCAAAGGCAACAAAAAGUGUGUGGUGGUCAAUGGAGUCCGGGGCUGUCAUGCUCUCAAGCAUUAUACCUGUAUAGGAACUGGAGAUCCUCACUACACGACCUUUGAUGGGAAGAAAUAUGAUUUCAUGGGAACAUGUAUUUACCAGAUGGUGGGGCUCUGCUCAAAAGAUCCUACCCUCACCCCGUUUUUGGUCAGCGUGGAGAAUAACAACCGAGGCAACAAAGCAGUGUCCUUCACUAAAGUGGUAAUUCUGGAGGUAUACAACAUGACCAUCAGUAUGAGCCAAGAGUAUCCCAACAAGAUUCAGGUCAAUGGAGUCUUUGUGGACCUGCCAUUCUUCUAUAAGAACAAAUUGAAGGUUUAUGCCAGUGGAGUCCAUGGCUUCAUCAGAACCGACUUUGAUCUGAGAGUCAGCUUUGAUUGGUAUAGCUAUGCCAGAGUCAUCCUUCCCAGUACUUACAUCAAUGCUGUUUGUGGACUCUGUGGCAAUGCCAAUCAAGAUCCCAGUGAUGACUUUGCCAUGAGGAAUGGAACACAAACAAAGGAAGAAAUCCAAUUUGCAGAUAGCUGGAAGCUAAAGGAUAUCCCAGGAUGCUCAGCAGGCUAUACCAGUGAUCAUCCUGCAUGCAGUACAGCGGAGAAAGAGACCUACAAGGGCGACCAUUAUUGUGGAAUACUCAUCAAAAGGGAUGGCCCUUUCAGACAGUGUCAUAAAGCCAUUGACCCAACAACUUACUUUGAUGAUUGUGUCUUUGAUACCUGUGCAUAUAGAGGCCACUAUGAAACGCUCUGUAAAGCCAUCACUUCCUAUGUGACUGCAUGCCAAGAUCAGGGAAUCUUGAUUGGGGAGUGGAGAUCACCUUCCUUCUGUAGCCUUUCUUGCCCUCUUCAUUCCCACUAUGAACUCUGUGGAAGUGGCUGCCCUACCACAUGCCAGAGUCUCUCCAAUCCAAAAUCAUGUGAUAUUCCAUGUACUGAAGGAUGCUUUUGUGACCCAGGAUUCCUCUUAAGUGGGAGCCAAUGUGUUUCUCAAGCUAAGUGUGGAUGUUUACAUGAAGGCCAGUAUUACAAGCAAGGAGAAACGUUCUUCCCCAGCAGAAGUUCCUGUGAAAAUAAGUGUCGUUGCAAUGACAAUGGAGCAAUCAUGUGCGAAGACUUCUCCUGUGGAGCUGGGGAAGAGUGUAGGACAGAAAAUGGCAUCCAAGGCUGCUAUCCCACUGCAUAUGGCACCAUGAAAGUCUUUGAUGAUCCUCAUUUUAUUUCUUUUGAUGGGAGAAGUUUUUAUUUCCAUGGCUCCUGCACAUACAUCUUAGCUCAAGUUUGCAACAAGAAUCCUCGACUAAUGGAUUUCUCUGUGUUGGUGGAGAAUGAGAAACUUGAUGACAGACCUUUAAUUCUGAUAAAAACUGUCGUAAUCUCAGUACAUGGAUAUAGGGUAGUCCUUCAGAGGGGUAUACAAUGGGAAACAGUGUUAGAUGGAAAAUCCUACACUCUGCCAGUGAACAAAGGGAAUGGAAAACUCUGGAUCACUCAGGAGGGGAAUAACAUCAUUGUCCAAUCCUCCUUUGGCCUCACAGUCCUCUAUGACACCACUUCUUUUGUCCAUGUGUCUGUCCCUAACAACUACCAGGGACACAUGUGUGGCUUGGGAGGCAACUUCAAUGGAGACAAGAGGGAUGAUUUCAUGCUACCCAAUGGAGUAGUCACUGAAAAUAUGGAAGAGUUUGGGGCCUCCUGGAAGGUCCCUGUGGAUGGCGCCAUUUGCUCUGAUGGCUGUGGGGAGAGAUGCCCCACCUGUUCAGCAUCCAAGACUGAACCAUACAAGGCUGAGAGCUCCUGUGGAAUGAUCCUAUCCAAAUUAGGCCCAUUCAGAGAUUGUCACUCUUUGGUGAGACCUGCUGAGUACUAUGCACACUGCCUCUAUGCUAUGUGUGCAACUGAUGGGACACAAGAAUCUCUCUGUCGGAGUCUUCAGGCCUAUGUGACUGAAUGCCAAACAUCAGGAGCCAAGAUUACAGCUUGGAGAACAACCUCUUUCUGCCCUCCCACUUGCCCAGCUAACAGCCACUACGAGACCUGCACUUCAGUUUGUGAUUUCAGUUGUGCCAGUCUAUCCACUCCAAUCCAGUGCACAAAGAGGUGCUUUGAAGGCUGCCAAUGUGAUGAGGGCUAUGUGUUUGAUGGAGCCACAUGCGUGCCAAUGGACAGAUGUGGUUGUAUGCGGGAUGGAAUCUAUCACAAGAUCGGAGAGAGCUAUCUCUCAAACAAUUGCACAGAAAAAUGUACCUGCAGCUCCUCAGGCCAACUCAUCUGCAGGAAAACCAGUUGUCCUGCUGGGGCAGCCUGCCAACUCAGGGACAGUGUGCCAAGCUGUGUGAAGAAGGAUGGAGAGUGCAAACUCACCCCACAAGCCCAGCUUAUUUCUUUUGAUGGUGCCUCAGGGAAAUACAUGGCCAGUGGCAUCUAUGAAAUGGCCGUUGCUUGUGAUGGAGAUGCCGUCACCUGGUUCAGAGUGUUAGUGAGCAUCAACCAGAAUCAUGCUGAUGUGGCAGCUGGGAAAGAUGUCUACAUUUACUUCCCACAUGGAACCAUCUUGGUCAAAAACAAUGAACACAUAUGGGUAAAUGGACGCCUGGUAACCCUACCUUUCAAGAAAACCUGUGAGGGAAGUUCAGUUUCUCUGAAGAAAGACAUGACUGGAAUCCAUUUCGAGCAGGACUCUCAGGUGCAGAUUCACCUCUGUCCUGAUGGGGAGGUGACUGUGAAAGUCAACGGGGACCUCGGCGGGAAACUUUGUGCUGCAUGUGGAAACUUCAAUGGAGACAGAUCCGAUGAUCUGAAGCUGCCCAACGGGGUUGCCGCAAAGAGAUUUGAUGAAGUCCUCAAUGCCUGGGAGGUUGAAGUCUAGGAACAUUGGUAGAACAUUCCAAGGACAGCUUUUUUUGGGACUUAUAACUCUCCCGGUUCCACCUGGGCUCAGUCUGGAAGAACUGUAGGAGAUGGCUGGGCAGAAGGCUGUGGGAGAUUCAUCAUUCACUUCAGUACUCUACAUGACAUUAAGAAGACCUGCCUCAUUUCAGGUCUUAAGGCAGAGUCUCACUUUGAUUUUCAAAGCUAUGGAUAUUUGGAAUGAUCCAUCUUCAGGAAAAAGCUACUUAACCCUCAUGUGACCUACUGGUACUCAACCUUCAUUCAAAGAUGGAGCAAAGACAUACUUUGCUGCGUUUAAACCUAACUAGCUGAAAGACCAAAUGGGAAAGAAAGACAUUCACAUUUUGAUUUGUAUGUUCAUUUUAAUGUGAAUUUAUAGCAUUCUACACUUUCAAACCAAUGUCCAAAUUAAAACCCCACCUGUGAAUCAAACUUUACACUUCUCCAAGUUCUGGAAUAAAUCUCCCCGUUCUAAAAAAAA
Messenger RNA from Anolis sagrei ordinatus, 10626 nucleotides. The record is from RefSeq and is a predicted model, not a curated record. NCBI's taxonomy places the organism in Eukaryota, Metazoa, Chordata, Lepidosauria, Squamata, Anolidae.